This is a messenger RNA of Acanthamoeba castellanii str. Neff, 1071 nucleotides long. RefSeq lists its product as uncharacterized. The transcript is spliced from 4 exons. The record is from RefSeq and is a predicted model, not a curated record. Gene Ontology annotation, cellular component: nucleus; NuA4 histone acetyltransferase complex. NCBI's taxonomy places the organism in Eukaryota, Discosea, Longamoebia, Acanthamoebidae. The coding region runs from base 1 to 1071 and encodes 356 amino acids. Gene Ontology annotation, biological process: regulation of transcription by RNA polymerase II.
AUGAACGGCAACGCGACCACGCAGCAGAGCGCGGACGAGGUCUGGAGCGCGCAAGCGGAGGCCGAACUGUUCGAUGGGCUGGAGCGGUACCCGCCCGUUGGGGCCUGCAAGUAUUUCAACGUGGCCAGUCUGGCCGCGCUCCUCCGCCGCAACGCCCACCUCCACGUCUCCCCGGCCGCCCUGUGGCGCCGCCUCGGCUCCCUCUACAACCUCCCUCGCCUCGAAGAGGAGGAGAGCCAGGAGUUCCGGGCGGUCGUCAAGUUCAAGCCACCGCCGCCGGACGAGGAUGGCGACAGCAAGGAAGAGGAAGAGGAGGAGGAGGAGGUGACGCCGGCUGGAGAAGAAGACGACGACAGAGAGGUGGUGAGUUCAGGUGAAGAGGAGGGCACGGCGCCUCCGAGGGCGGGGCGCGCUCGAGGCCACGCCAAGGCUGACGAGAAGGAGGAAGAAGGGGAAGAGGAGGAGGAGGGUGGCAGUGAUGAUGCCGAUGCUGAUGCUCGGCCUGCCAAGCGUGCCAGGGUCGACCGCGCAGUGCCAGCCCGUGGUGGCGUGCAGCGCCAGGCCCGCAACCAGCGAGACGACAGCGACGAUGAAGAAAAAGAUGAUGAAGAGGAGGAAGCAGAUGAAGAAGAGGGAGAGGAGGAAGAUGACGAUGACGACAAUGACGCGAUGAAGGGAGAGAAGGGGCGGGUGGGGGCGGGGCAUGGCGGGGCUGUGGGAGGCGGUCGGUUGGCGGCGCGCAAGGAGAAGCUGGAGGCGGCGUUCGAGGAGAUGGCGACCAACAGCCGGCUGAAGUACGCCAGCUUCACGGAGCUCAUCUACGCCGCGCUCAAGACGCUGGGAGGGUCGGCGGAGCUGCAGCAGAUCUACGACUGGGUUGGACGUGAUGAGAAUUGGAGACGGCUUGACAAGAAGUGUAUGUUUGAGAACAGCUCCUCCAACUACAAGAGCAACAUACGAAGCACGCUCUAUUCCAAUUCGCUGUUCAUCAAGCUUGAUGGUUCUACAUGGUCCAUUGCCCCCACUGAGCUUCAAGUCAGCAAAGGCAAAAAGGGGGCAGGCAAGAAAUAG